AUGGCGAUUGGCGCGCUCGGUGGCUCCAAGGAGAAUGCACUCGUCGUGGAGCGGAUGCGAUGGGAAAGAACGAUGGAGCUGGAUCCCGAUGCGCUAUCACUGCCGUUCGUCGACGGCGACAGUCAACUACAGACUUGGCAGCUCGACGCUACUGCUAUUGAUGGCUUUGGGAUUGUCUGUCGAAGUGACAAACUGGUUCUGUUCCGUCGACCGGAUGCGAUAAGGCUGUUUAACUUCUUGCGAGAUGAUGUUUUGCGUGAUGGUCGGUGUGGCUACGUACUGGGACCUGAUGGGUCGGGGAAAACAGCAACUGCGGCGGCGUUUGCCUUGGCACUGGCUCGCACUCGAUGGGUGGUCACAUGGAUUCAUCUCGGGUGUAUGGCGCCCGCAGAUGCUGUGCGGUUGGAGGGAAACACGAAGAAAACAGCCUGUAUGGAUACUCGUUACCUCGAUGGCGAUGAACUGCAUCGAGUACUGAAUAGCGUUCGAGAUUCGGAAAACCACAUCAUGUUUAUUGAUGACGUGUCGGAUGACGCUGAAACAUUCACCAGUGCAUGCAAAAGAUGGCUUGAGAAAGAUCGUGUGAAGUGCCGACUUGUGGUGGUAACGUCAAUGUCGUACCGCAGGACUACGACAACGGAUGACGCUGAAAUGGACUUUGUUAUGUCGCCGUGGACAUUAAGUGAAUACCUGGAAGCAAUCGAAGACGACGAGUUGUUUCAACGCGUGAAGCCUAAGUUGGAUGCAUCCGAUGGCAAUGGAGUUGCCAAUUCUGGCGCCGUCGAGGCAUACAACCAGUCUACUUGCGCUGACUCCGCCAGGUUCUUUCGUCAGAAGCUCGUGCAGUCGAAGUAUUACUUUGCAGGCGGAAGUGCUCGGCGCAUGUUCAGCAUGUCGACUGCGAGGAUGAUCUAUUACUUGGGGAUAACACUCCGCACCUUGGGGGAUCAGCAACUUACCGCGGCUCUGCUGUCGGAGCUUCCGACAACCGGCUGGCUGAAGCCGCAGCAGUACGAUCAAGGAGGGUACGAUGCCGUCUACAUCGAUCGGGAGCACGGACUUGUUCGCUUUGUGCAGUUGGCGCGGGCGCACAAGCACGAGCUCCACGUUCGCUACUUUCACCGAUUUCUGCGGGACUCCGCCUCGUCGUUUGAAUUCACCCAGCUGGAGAUUUUCAUCGUCAUCGAAAGAGGGGUAUUGUCCGGUUUCACGUUUUCCAAGGUCACGGGUGAGGGCCUAUUGGCAGCUUUUCCAGGCUGGGAGGAGGGCAGUGAAGCGGAUAAUUUAGUGCGCAAUAUCGGCAAGGACUGCGCCGGGAUGAAGCGCGGGCGAGUGGCGACCCGCGGCUCGACGCGCCGCGUGCUGCGCCGCAAGAACGUGGUGGUGGACGAGGAGGACGAAGAGGAGGAGGCGGAGGACGUGAGUCAGGAGGGAGAAGAAGAAGAGGACGACGACGAAGAAGAAGACGACGGAGAGCAAGAGCAAGAAGAGAAAGAGAAGACGCCGCCGCCCAAACUGACGCGCGCACAGGCCAAGAAGCAGGAGGAGGAGGCCAAGAAGAACAAGAAGAAUACCAGCAACACGAGGAAGGCUCCUGCUAAGCCUAAACAGAUGGCUACAGACGCAGAGGACAAUGAAGGAGAGCACGAAGAUGCAGAGGCGGAAGGCGACGACGACGACGACGAAGAUGAUGACGACGAGGAGGAGGAGGACGAAGAGGAGGAGGAGGAGGCUGAUGCUGGGGAGCGACGCAGAGGGACGAGAACACGGGGCGGCAACAAGCCCCAGCUGAGAGGCUCCAAGCCGCCGCCCAGGAAGAAACAGCGGCGCAAGAUCAUCGACUCAGAGGACGACGACGAAGACUCAGAGGACGACGAAGAAGAAGAGGAUGACGAAGAAGAAGAGGAGGAAGCGGAGGAAGGCGACGAAGACGACGAGGAAGAAGACGAAGACGAAGAGGAGGAGGAGGAAGAAGUAGCGAAGCCCAGGACUAGAAAGAUGCCGACGCGCAAGGACGAGAGCAAAGCGCCGACUCCCAGAGGCAAGACGAGGGCCAAGAGAGCAGCGGCGGCGGAGAAAAAGACGGCGCCUGUAGAGAAGAGGACCGCGAAAAAGCGCCAGACGCCGAAGAAGGUCGAAGAGAGCGCGGAAAGUGAGGCUGACGAGGACGACGAGGAGCAGGAAGAGAAGGAAGAGGCUGGGAAGGCUGGCGUCGAAGAAGAUGCUGAAGAGGAGCAGAUGUCAGUCAGCGAGCCGCUAUCCGCUGCGCCCACCCCGUCCUCGUCCCCUGCGAAGCGCAAGGGCUUGUCCAUCGACACGCUGAUGAAUGACGCGAAUGAGGAGGAGGACCAGGAAGAACAGGCGGACGUUGAGAUGACGCCGGCGUCGGCCUCAGCGUCGGACGCUGGCACGGAUGCGGACGAAGUGCCGGACCAACAUUUGCGUGAAGCACUGAGUGCAGCUAACACCGACGCGAAGCUGAUGGAGGUUUUGACGGAGGCGUGUGGUAGGCUGAUUCGUGAAGGCAAGACUCCAAGCCGUCUGUAUUGCGUGGGAUUACUUGGAGUUGUCAAGGAAGAUCCCAAGCGAUUCGGCCAACCGGUGGUGCUCAAGUAUUUAAUGCGAUUACUGCGAUCGAAGCACUACAUUGGUAUGAAGGACCCGUCCGACCAUGGUAAAAAACCUAGCACGGCGACCGCACUAGGAUCGGGGCAUUCGGCUGGGGCGACUGAAUACUUCCAGCUCUCACUCCCCGUUCUGGUGACAAAUCUUUUGGUGCAUAUCAUGAAGGAUACCGAAGAAUGGCCGGUGGACAGCGUCAAGGUGUUCCUGGAUGAUUCCCUUUAUUCACGGGUCUGGGUCGACCACGAGCUGAGUCAAGUAUUUGUUCAGAACGUGAAGACGGUGCUGGAGUCGGAUGCUAGCGACCAGCAGCCUACACAACCAUUGGUCCGCAAACGCUUCCAGGGCGCGAACGUUGUCCAGGAGAUGAGGGAUCUUAUCACGAACCACAUCCGCUCACGUCUUGUGGAGCUGGAAAAGGAGAGGCCCGGCAGUAUGGGAGGGUCUUCAGGUGUUGGCGGCAAUCAUGCGGUCAGGAACAUGAUUAUGACCCUCACCGAUUUUGCUAGUAUUCCUCAAGUGCGAGUAUUUGGAGCAGAGAACCUGGAAGCGUGGCUACAAAACCCGUCUGUGAAGGGCCCUGCAAAGGAGCUGCUGAACAAGAUCGUCGCGCUCUGCAAGUCAACGAGCUCUCAAGAUUUAGCCACCGUGGAUCUGCUGCUUAAGCUGAAGUUGAAGUCGACGAUGUUCCAGCUAAAGGUCGAGGCGAUCACGCAUCUUGUGUGCAACAAUCCAGUGUAUUUGAACCGCGCGCUGUCGAUGUUUAUUGCGCGGGAGCGGCCCAACAACAUGUCGCGAGACGUGGACAACAUCAAAAUGCUCCAGCACAUCUUCCGGGCGUCGCGAUCGUUGUCUGCUUCGUCCAUCCUUGGCAGCUCUGAUGACUUAUUUUACCGCCAGCCUAUUGAGCACCAGGGAACUCUUGCGAGCCGUGAGCUGGCCCGAGUUUUUCGUGAGAUGGCUAGCGUAUCCGAUGUUGCUCCGGUGCUGAAGACUAUGGUACGCAAGAUCCUGAAGCAGCUGACGUUUGAACAGGUGGAUAUCAAGGCACUAUGCGUUGGAAUUCUCGAUAAUGAUGGACACUGGGACGCACUGGUUGGUGACGCGCGUGUUUUGGACUACAUGGGGCUUGUCACUGGUGUCGUCUGGCUGAUUUUGUUGAUGCGAGGUGCAGCAGUGAAGAGUCUUCAAAUCCAGCAGUCAAACACUUCGAAUCGCCAAGGAACAAACACAACCGCCCUUGGCUCGACAGGGCUCAAGCACGGCACGCAACCAAUCGCUCGGCGAGGAUCGAACCCUCCUCUUCCAGUUUCCAGAGCCAAUAGGCUUGGCCCUCAGAAGGGAAAGCCGUCGAUGGGCAAGUCGCUUUCAUCCAGUCACAAUCCGGGUAGUGGCAGCAAUACUCCGAGCACUCAUGGCGCAAAUGGAAGCACCGGUGGCAAUGGCGGCGGUGCGUCAUCGGAAGGAUCGAAGACGGUGAAGAUCUCGGUGUGGGCAAAGGAAGAAUUGCAGCAAGCGCUGGCUUUUGUGCAGCGCGAGGCGAUUAUCUGCUGUCGUGACGUGCUGAAACAUUUCGGUCUCAAUGGCGAUUCACCUUUCGAGAAAAUGCUGUACGAAAACAUCGUCAAGAAGUUGCUCUUCCUCGAUAUUCCGGCGGAUGUGCAGCCUACGGAGCACGAUCGAACCUGCUUCCAGUCUACGAAAGAACAUAUCCCUGUUCAUGAAGAAUCGCUGGAGCUGCUUGCGAGUUUGUUCAAUUCAUGCAGAGCUGUUGAUCGCAUGGAGGCUCUGCGGACUCUAGAAACCAUCGUCUUCCGUGGCGCUGAGGCUCAUAUGCACCGAGAAGCCUUGUGGCUGCACCACGAAGAAGAUCUUGCUUCCUACGCUCAGAACGGUGGUGUGCUUGGCAUUGAAGUGAAGAACAGUCAGUUCGUCCAGCAUCUGCUCAAGCUCGCACUGUGGCAAGGCGGAGACGACAAGCAGGAGCAAGAGUUCUGUCACUCAAGCCGCUUCUGGAUUUGCUGCUCCAUAUUGCUGAUUGUUGGCUGCUUUAACCCCAACACAGUGGGCUCCUUCUUGUGGGAAGAGUUCCCGACGCUACGGGGAUUGAUGCAGAUGGUGAUCACGGGCCGGUACACGUUCCCGGCUAUUGGUGCCCCAGAUCUGCCGCUGCUUGGCAAGCACAGAUCGGCGUUCCCUGAUCUGAUCCAGGGCAAUUUGCAGCUACGGGACUACGAGCAGCAGCUGCUACAGCUCAACCAAGCAGACCCAUCGGUGACAGGAGAUCCACUGAUGCUGUUCGAUGCCAGCGGACUGGCACGCCAACCGCCACCAGCGAUUUUGGAGCAUCUUCGUACAUUGGAUCGCAAAUUUAAGCUUGGCAUGCGUCUUCGACAGAGUCGAAAGAAGGACUUCCUCAUGGAGAUGGUCGCAGGAAACGAAGACAAAAGCGCAGCGCAGAACGCCAAUCCUGCAGGCGCUGCGGCUAACAGUGCGUGGUGGAUCGCUGACAUCGUCUGCGAAGACUUCGACACGGUGCAAUAUCUUCCCUACGGGUGCUUGUGCCAGUUGCUUCUUCUCGCGCUGCGACCGAACAGCGCCGACAACAGCUCAGACGCACAAGUGCCGCUGAACCAACCAGCUCUGACUCAAAUCAUCCCGCGCUUGCUCAGCAAACUACGUGAGUACCUUGCUGAUGGAAGCGACAGCUCAGGAGUGGCGUCGAAUGUCGUACUUUAUUAUUUGGAGAGCUUAAACGCCCCCGAGAUGUCUACUCGACGCGUUGCUGCUCAUAUCCUCUACCUGCUGACUGCGCCUUGUAGCGUGGAGGAGCUAUCGGACGAGAUCCAUCAAGUUAUUGCCACAUCUGGCGCCGAGGGCACCCUCAGCUUCUCAUGGCUUCGCGAGUUGGCGAAGUUGCCGUGCUAUAGCAGCAUCCGCAGCAGAAUCUUCCGUUCUCUGGAAAAUUUACUCGAGCUGGAAGCGUCGAUUCCAUCACUUCGGAUGUGCAUGGUGGCGCUACACGACUUCUCAAAGGGCGGUGAUGCCAGCACCAACGAGACAGAAGGCGUUAAGAAGGAGGAGGAUGGUACUCACCCGAAGAAGAGCGCCAUUGAGCAAUCGCUUAUGCUGGCUGGGGCGUACGGACGGCUGCUUGCAGGGCGUGACUUGGUUGCUACGCUGUUGCUGAAGGACCACGACAUUUACGCUAUCACAGUGGACGUGAUUUGGCGGUCGAUUGAGUCGCAGCUGGAGAUGGCCCCGCAGCUCAAGGCUACGUCUGGGAUCAGUUUUUCGGAUUGCAAGGUGUUCUACGUGACGGACGGGGCUAACACCAUCCGUGAGAUUAAAUUGCCACUGGCGAUUAUCCACGGCGCGAUUCAGGUGCUUUGUUCGCCGCAUGCACAUAAGGACCCACCGCCAGCACAAAGCAAACGAACUUCUACCUGCACAGCCAGACUAACGCAGAGCUUGUUCCCCAAGGCCUCGCCGAAUGCCGCAAUCCUGUCUAGCACUGGCCUUAUCGCUACGAAGGACGCGCGUUUGUAUCCAGACCGUUUGCUGACCAAGCUUGCAGCCGCUGCCUCCCCGACAACUGCUCAUCUCUGCGCGACUGCCAUCCGCGCUAUGUCUAGCGAGUCGCUGUGGGAUCUUCUCGACCAAUCUGCUCUGAGCGAGCAGUGCCUCGACAUUGCCCUGCGGACGCUUCUCCAGACAAUUCAGAAAAGUGAAAGCAAGGCUGUUAGUAGCCUGAUAGCUGUGACGAAGGCGUCGGAUAUCUCGGUGGCAGCGGAUGUCGUGCUGAUGCAGCUGAGCGCGUACAGUCCUGAGCUCUCUCUUUCAUCGGGGACAACUGAAAAGCUGAAGUUCUUGCGCGAGUGGCUUCAGCAGCGGAGUGGGUCGAACGCCAGGAUGGUUACGGACGAAGACGACGAGGAAGCGCUGUUGCUGUCCGAAGGGUUCACCACCUUUAAGAUCCAUGCGACUGAGCCCCCCGUGACACCAAGCACUUCGUCGUUUUACUCCGAACCGAUGGUAGAUGCAGUCAAAAAGUUCGCCCCAUUGAAAACUACGGCGAGCCCCAAAACUGACCUGAAGGUGUUCAAGGAUACGUACUUUGACGGCCCACACGAUAAAGCACCGUUGCUCGAUGGACUGGUGAGAGAGCUCAAGCGAAGCUCCAGCACGGGAGCGCUGCCAGACGUGAUUGCCCCGGAGGACUUUGUUUUUGCUGCGGGCCAAGCGGUGGGUCAAUCUUGUUCAAAGGAUUAUGGAUCGACGGCGCACUCUCCUGCAGACUUGUGGGCGCUGCAAGUUUCGUUGCUGCAUUUUACACGCUCUGCAUGCAACUCCGAAGCCGCUGCUGCCAAACUUGCGAAGGGGUUGUUGCAGGUUGUUGCUCACUUGCCGACCUGCCCCAGUGAUGCCCACCGGAAGGAAUGCAGUGAAUUUGUGCGACGUGCACUGGACAACCUAAGUGAAGCUUUCGCUGGUUCCUACUCUGCCUCCGUCAGCUUCGUCCGCCAUAUUACCCAAGCAUCGACGACCGAGGGGCUUUAUAUGCUCGAAGAUAUGGCUGUAGCCUUGGAUAUCUACACCGUUUUGCACUUGGUGAUUCAAUUCAUCAGCCGGACUGUUGCGCGGUGGAAAGCGCAGGGUGUACGACUUCGCCUGGAUGCUAUGGCUCUACACAGCCUUGUGGUGCUGGUAAAGGAAGUAGAGGUGCUUCAACGUCUACAAAACAACUGCUCCAGCCCCUCCGCUGCGGAUCUCUUGGCGGAUUUCGCGUAUGACCAAGCAGAUGACAGCACGAUGCUGAAUCUGUUGGAGCCGAUCUUGACUGCAGACCCGCACCUUGGAAACCUUGGCGAUGUUGUCGCGAUCCAUGGAGACGUCAAGCGCGAUCUCAUUGGAACUCUGUACUUCCAGAACCCCAAGCUUGUGGCUGGACUGCUGGAUGUGCUGAACCCCGACUGGGAGUCACUGGUCAACUUUGAUGUUGACGCUGAGCAGCAGCGAGAGUUGGUCAUCCGCGAUCGCCGGUUGCUGUCGCAGGUGGACGACAUUCUCCGCAAUCUGACGCGCGAAGGAAGCGAAGUCAUGGAGCGAUUCCGAGAGCUGACCCGAUGCCACCCGAUGCUGGUGCUCUCGCGCUUUCCUCGGCAGCUGAUGGAGCACUUCGGUACUGUCUCGCUGUCACAGCUCUACUUGAACACAACAUUCUUCCAAAACAUCCUGAGCGCGAUGCAGAUCAUGCGACCGCACAUGCGUCACCAUCGGGGUGUGCUGGACCCCUUCUGCCAGUUCCUGUUUGAGAUCUUGCGCGUGAUCGCCGACCACCACGCGGUUGAGUUCCAUCAGCUGGUGUCGCACACGUGGGAGUUCUUUUUCGACGCACUGGAGGCCGACUUCGACCUCGCCAGCGAGUUGAUUUUCUCGUCACCGCGCGUCCUCUUGCUAGAGAACAUUGUUGGAAUGUAUGAGUCGCAGCCGGAGACGGUGGCCUUUGGAGAAGUAAUGGCUCAGCGGCACAGUGAGUGGAGUCUACGUGCAACGCUGGAAUCGAUUCGAACUGGGCGGAACAAGCAGCACUCAGCAGCGAGUCAGCAACAGCAGAUCGAGCAGUUGCUGGCCCGCAUCGAGAGUCAAGACCCCGUCUCCGUUUCAAACGGCAAACCGUUGGCCGAGCGCACCGACAUGACGGCCGUCACGCAGGGCUUGCAGGGAAUCGACUUCUUGUGCGCCAAGGCGGACCAAGGAGCAGCGGUCGUGGCGUUGCUGCGUCGCUGUGCAGCCCCAGUGGCCUCGUUGCUGGUGUCGGAGACGGUGACAAAGGCGGUCACGGUGACGCUGUGCCAGACGCUGCUCAACCUCAUGAAGUACGACUCCGUAUGUGUAGACGGUGUCAUGAGCCAGUACGUGCAGUGUCUGCGCGUCGUGCGUCCUGGCUUGAAGGAGGCGGCAGUGAAUGCCGUUCUGGAGUUCCUGGUGUUCGCAGAUGCGCGGCAGCGGCGGCAGAUCUUGCAGCAGCUCUUCGAUGACCCCAGCGAGAUCGCCAAGAGCAAGCUUGGCGUGUAUCUGAAGAGCACCGCGUACAAAGCGACUCUCCUCGUGGCAUCUAAAACUUCCAGGUAGCUGUAACCUUUGGUCCAAUGUUAACGCAGUCGUGUAUUAAGGCAAAGCACAGUUUUACCC
Phytophthora sojae is the source of this 8817-nucleotide messenger RNA. RefSeq lists its product as hypothetical. The record is from RefSeq and is a predicted model, not a curated record. Lineage: Eukaryota; Oomycota; Peronosporomycetes; Peronosporales; Peronosporaceae. Gene Ontology annotation, cellular component: integrator complex. The transcript has 10 exons. Gene Ontology annotation, biological process: U2 snRNA 3'-end processing. Bases 1 to 8757 code for a protein of 2918 amino acids.